AUGGAUGGGAGCGUGUAUUCGCCGCUGAGUAUGAUCAGCCGACAGCGAGCGUUUAAGUAUCCAAGUAAGGAAGCAAAUUUACCAACUAUUCUGCAAAUAUCAACAGCACAAUCAAAUGAAGAUAUAUAUCUUCUUGAUGGAGAAAGUCCUAAGGCCAGAGAAAUUGGUGAGGGUGUCAAACUAUUCUGCAAUGGAGAAGACACCAGACGAAAUGGCUUGGCCAUAGCAGUGGCAGUAUAUCUCAAAGACCGUGUCCGCCGUCAACAGAUACUCGAGGAACGAGAAGGAGAGAAGUUCGUCCUAAGCCUGGCGAAAGCGCGUCACCGCAGCACUCAGGACAUCAUGGUAGUGAAGUCCUCUAGGAGCAGUGAGGAUGCAAUCCUGAAGAAGCCUGACGAGGUCAUGCGCAUGACCCCAUCAAACUCUGGACAGAGGGUGAAGUGCCAGAGCAAUAGGAAAGAUGAAGGCUUGGAAGGCGCUUGUAAAGCACGGGAUAAAGUGCCAGGCGAUUCUGGUACACUGUGA
Molecule: messenger RNA, 525 nt
Organism: Haemonchus placei
Lineage: Eukaryota; Metazoa; Nematoda; Chromadorea; Rhabditida; Trichostrongylidae
Source: the annotation of a GenBank genome assembly